Messenger RNA from Hibiscus syriacus, 1516 nucleotides. RefSeq names its product metal tolerance protein 11. Gene Ontology annotation, cellular component: membrane. Gene Ontology annotation, molecular function: manganese:proton antiporter activity. NCBI's taxonomy places the organism in Eukaryota, Viridiplantae, Streptophyta, Magnoliopsida, Malvales, Malvaceae. Bases 186 to 1382 code for a protein of 398 amino acids. The record is from RefSeq and is a predicted model, not a curated record. Gene Ontology annotation, biological process: transmembrane transport; monoatomic cation transport. The transcript is spliced from 6 exons.
CCCGGCAUCCGGUCAGCUAAAAUCAGCCGUCGGAAGAUUUCAACAUUCCCAAAAUACCCUCCUCGUUUCAUCUAAUUUCCAAUCCAUACCCCUUACUGAAACUGAAAUAAGCAAACGAAAAAAAGAGAACAAAUCUCGAGCUUUCUUUGGGUCUUAUUUUAGCUUUGGAGCCGUGAAAAGGGACAAUGGUAGAGACGGUGGCGAGUGAAAGCGACGAAGAGCUGGCGCUGUUGCCACAUCAGAGCAAUGGUGACCGCUCAUGGCGGUUGAACUUCGAUGGUUUCCAGUUAUCUUCUGAACACAAAGACAAAAAGCCUCCUCGUAGCCUCCAUGAUUGCCUUGGGGUCUUGGGUCCAGAAGACAACGUGGCUGAAUACUAUCAGCAACAGGUAGAAAUGCUUGAGGGUUUCAACGAAAUGGAUGCCUUAGCUGAGCGUGGUUUUAUUCCUGAAAUGACAAAGGAAGAGAGGGAAAAUUUGGCUAGAAGCGAGACAUUAGCCAUUAGAAUUUCCAAUAUCGCAAACAUGGUUCUUUUUGCUGCUAAAGUUUAUGCUUCUGUCAGAAGUGGGUCAUUAGCUAUAAUUGCCUCCACAUUGGACUCUCUUCUUGAUCUUCUGUCUGGAUUUAUUCUCUGGUUUACUGCAUUCUCCAUGUCAACACCAAACCCGUAUCAGUAUCCGAUUGGAAAGAAAAGAAUGCAGCCACUGGGUAUCCUUGUUUUUGCCUCUGUCAUGGCAACUCUUGGACUACAGAUAAUCUUGGAGUCCGUACGAACCAUGGUUUCAAAUGAGAAUGAAUUCAACUUGACGAAAGAACAAGAGAGGUGGGUGGUUGGGAUUAUGCUUGGAGUGACCCUGGUAAAGCUUCUCCUCGUGUUUUAUUGCCGCACCUUUACGAAUGAAAUUGUCAAAGCUUAUGCCCAGGAUCAUUUCUUUGAUGUUAUUACAAACAUCAUCGGCCUAGUUGCUGUGCUACUCGCUAAUUACAUUGACGAUUGGAUGGACCCUGUCGGAGCAAUCAUCCUGGCUCUGUACACUAUCCGGACAUGGUCGAUGACAGUAUUAGAGAACGUGAAUUCAUUGGUGGGAAGAUCAGCAGCACCGGAGUAUCUUCAGAAACUGACAUAUCUAUGUUGGAACCACCACAAGGCCAUAAGACAUAUCGAUACCGUGCGAGCGUACACCUUCGGGUCACACUACUUUGUGGAGGUUGACAUUGUUCUCCCGGCAAACAUGGAAUUGCAAGAAGCACAUGACAUUGGAGAAUCACUGCAAGAGAAGCUGGAGUUACUGCACGAGAUAGAGCGUGCGUUUGUUCAUCUGGAUUAUGAAUUCAGUCACAAACCUGAGCAUGCACAGGGCACAUGCCUUGUAGACACAUAACCCUAGGAUGAUGUCGUCGUGUUAUGUUUCCUGUUUGUUUGGUUUUUUUAUUUCUUCUUCUCUCAUCCUUGCCAACAAAUAAUAUAUGUUGUAUAUGCUUGGAGAACUGAGCUAUAUGGAAGCAACUUUAACUU